GUGUCACUCUGUGUCAAAGUCAAUCUGUCAAAGCAAAGAUUGUUAUUAAAAAAUUGUUUGACGUCUAAUAGUCGGCGGGAUAAACGAAAACAUUCGUUAAAUUAAAUAAAAAUAAACAAACUAUCACGUUUAUAUUAAAAAGUUUCUUAAAAUCUAUAAUUCUAGUCAUAAGUGCUUACUUAGUUAAGUUAUUAAAAACUUUCUACGCUUGUUAACUUGAAAUCUCUGUGUUGUGUUAAAGUGCAGUACUUUUAGACAGAGACAUGGAUAAAACUGAGUCCAUCGGAAGAAGUAGUAUAGAAGGGUGCAUGAACAUCGAUUUGAUGCGGUCGCUGGUCAAACAGUAUUCUGAAUUGGGUCAAUGGACCAGUGCCCUGUUUUGGGCAGAUGCAGCAGCGGCUGCAGCAGGUGGGGGCCUGGACUCGGCAAGUGGCGAUGAUGUCUGGCUCCUGGCUAGUGCUAUGCUUGCUAGAGGUGAACUUCACAGAGCUGCACAUGCAGUCACUUCAAGAGGCCUCCAUAGACGUCACUUGCUAUGCCUGGGCGUGGCGAUGCGUGCAUACCUUGCAGCGCGGGAGCCGGCCACUGCACUCAACUUGAUGGACGAGUGUGACCCUAUGCUGCUUGAGGCCAGGAACACAGACCAGACACAUAAUCGCGCCCUGGCGGGGGUGUUAGUAUGGCAGGCGCGCGCGCUGGUGUCGCUGGAGCGGCGCGAGGCGGCGGCCGACGCGCUGGCGGCCGCGCUGCGCGCCGACUGUGCGCACUACGAGGCGCUCGACUUGUUGCUCGAGCAACAUGCGCUCACUCCGCACCAGGAGAGCGAGUUGAUAGAGUCGCUCCCGAUCAGCUCGCAGCUGAGCGCGGCGGAGGGCGCGCUGGUCCGCGCGGCGUACCGGCAGCGCCUGCACCGGUACUCGCCCGCCCCCGCCGCGCUGCCGCCGCCCGACACCGACUGCCCUAUAACAGCAGAAGCAGAGGCUGUUGGCGGUCGUAUGAUGGAGGCGGCGCAGAGUCGGGCGCGCCGCCUGGCGGCCGCCUGUCGCUGGACCGAAGCCCUGCGCGCUUUGGAUACCGUCGACCCAUGGUGCUGCGUUGAGGUCCGCGCGGCGUGCCUGGUUGAGCUGAAGCGUAGUUCAGAACUGUUCGCGUUCGCGCACUCCCUGGUGGACGCCUACCCUCAUGCGUGGACCUCCUGGUACGCCGUGGGCUGCUAUUAUUAUCUUAUAGGUAAGAGUGAGUUAGCGCGUCGCUACCUGAGCAAGGCGAAGAGCUUGGAGCCGAGCGCGGGCUGUGUAUGGCUCGCCUACGGACACAGCUUCGCCGCAGACAACGAGCACGACCAGGCCAUGGCCGCCUACUUCAAGGCGAGCCAGUUGAUGUCGGGUUGCCACCUGCCCCCCCUGUACGUGGGGGUGGAGUGCUCCCUGCUGAACAACUUUACGAUGUGCGAGCGGUUCCUCACCAGGGCCGCCACGCUGCACAGCAAUGCAAAGGUCAAGGCGGCGGAAGAGAGUGAGGGGGGCGAGAAGGCGAAGUGGUCCCGCGUGGUGGCCGUGGCGCGGGACGGACACGUCGCGCACGAGGCGGGCGCCGCCGCCUUCGCCAGCGGGGACUACCGCGCCGCCCGGGCACUCUUCCUGCUUGCGCUCGAUGCCGUCAGCCCCGCCAGCGACCAGGAGGUAAGUCCCCGGUGGGCGGCGACCCUGGACGCGCUGGGGCACGCAUGCCGCGCGCUGGGCCGGCCGCGCGAGGCGCUGGGCUGGCACGGGCGCGCGCUGGCGCUGCGGCCGGCGCGGGCGGGCACGCUGUGCGCGAUGGGGCUGUGCCAGGCGCUGCUGGGCCGCGAGCGGGACGCCGCCGCGCUGCUGCACGCCGCGCUCGCGCACGACCCCGACGAUGUCGUCGCGUUGGCACUACUCGAUGCCAUCGUCGACAGACUUGAUGCCCAACUCACUGAAGAAGAAAUCCCUCAGUUCCCGUUCCCAGCCGUGAACAUCUCCCCUCCAGCCGUGCCUGUAACGCCACCUGCCGACGCUACCAACACUUCCGACAUGAGCAUGAGCUUCGACUAGUCAACAAAAGCUACUUACAAUCCAUUAUAUACC
Molecule: messenger RNA, 2108 nt
Organism: Spodoptera exigua (beet armyworm)
Lineage: Eukaryota; Metazoa; Arthropoda; Insecta; Lepidoptera; Noctuidae
Source: the annotation of a GenBank genome assembly